UUGUCACUGUCAAAUUGGUAAACAAAAUCAAAUCAACAAGUUAAAACAGGACCCAAGAAAGUAUUUCCAUUGCCAUUUACGAUAAUGGAUCAAAAUAUUAAAAAAAACACGUCCAUCACGAAAUUCGACGUUAAAGGCAGAACGCUGUAUGUUAAAGUGUUAUGGAAACACAAUAAUCAUGACUUAUUUCACAUCAAGAUUUUUGACGGCGAAGUAUCAUGGACAGGGAAAUUUACAAACGACAUUGCUAAAAAAUACAGAGAACGUUUUGAAGAAUCUGAGGAACAGUACAUUAAACAAGUGAAAAAUAAUUUGAAAGGACGUGACCAUAGUGGCUUUACAUACGAUUUUAUAGUAAAUCCGGAUGAUGAUAACACCGCUACGUUUACCUGGAAAAAGAAGUUCCAAGACUCGAUGCAUGGACUCGCACUCCUCGUCCACGGCUCAGUACAAGUGUACCGUGACACUGCCAAGGAGUCUAAAGACUUGCUACUAGACUUUUUAAUAGAAGAGAAUAAAGAACUGAGAAAUGUUAUACACGAUCUAAAUGGCAAAAACGAUGUUAUCGACUCAGAUUUGAAGAAAUGCAAAGCCGAAUUGGAAAAGUUUGUGGAUAUCAAAUCCUCUUUGGAGACAAGUCUUUAUGGGAAGUUUGUGCAGCUGCUGAAUGCUAAGAAAAGAAGAAUACAGGUUAUGGAAGGGGGCUUACGGAAAUUUUCUGAUGUUUUGGCUACUAACCAAUGACCAAUAAUAAAUUGUGAAAAUAUGAUAGAAGCAAGAAGUUCACUUGUAUCAACAUUAUCUUUCCAGUUUCCUAUCUACUUGCAUUUGUUUCUUGAACCAACUUAAAUUUUGUUAUAGACGAACUAAUUGAAAUAAACUUGUGUUAGAAAACAAUGAUGUUACCUAUAUUAAAUGUUUAUUAUGAAAUGAUAGAAAAUGGAAUAAAACCACAAAUAUAAAUA
Messenger RNA from Spodoptera litura, 965 nucleotides. RefSeq lists its product as uncharacterized. Gene Ontology annotation, cellular component: DNA ligase IV complex; DNA-dependent protein kinase-DNA ligase 4 complex; nucleus. Gene Ontology annotation, molecular function: DNA binding. NCBI's taxonomy places the organism in Eukaryota, Metazoa, Arthropoda, Insecta, Lepidoptera, Noctuidae. The record is from RefSeq and is a predicted model, not a curated record. Gene Ontology annotation, biological process: double-strand break repair via nonhomologous end joining; response to X-ray; DNA recombination.